Physella acuta is the source of this 3260-nucleotide messenger RNA. RefSeq lists its product as uncharacterized. The record is from RefSeq and is a predicted model, not a curated record. Gene Ontology annotation, molecular function: GTP binding. NCBI's taxonomy places the organism in Eukaryota, Metazoa, Mollusca, Gastropoda, Physidae.
AGUUAUAUUUUGUAAAUGACGCUUACUAUUGAUAAAGAACACAAACAGCCAAGAUGUUUAUGAUACCAUUGCUUGUACUAGCUGCAACCAGCACCUUAAUUGAGUGUAAUGAUAGCGGUUGGGUUACUCCAGAGAGUGAUGAAACCUGCCACUCAAAAGAUGCGGAUAACUGUAAGGAGAUCGCCAACGACCCCAUCAACCUGUUGAUCGUUGGUACCACAGGAAGUGGAAAAAGUUCAACAGGGAACUCCAUUCUGGGGAAGAAAGCGUUCGAAACCGACUCAGGCACCUCAACGGUAACACAGCACAUUCAGUCGGCGUCCUCAGAACACGACGGCUUCGUUUUCACGGUUGUCGACACGCCUAGUGACCUUAAAUCUUCGCAUGAGAGAAUAAUGGAGAUUUUAAAAACCUUGAGCCCGGGUGGAUUCGACGCCGUCUUGUUGGUCGCGCCGUUUGGUAAAAGGUUUACGGAUGAAGACAGUGAAACGGUUGAAAAUUUGAAAGAAGUGUUUGGGGAGAAUGUGAUACAGCAGAAUACAAUACUUGUCGUAACACGCGGGGAUUUGUUUAAUCUGGAACAAAAUGAAGAGCCGGAUUUCGAUAAAUGGUGCUCAAGACAAACCGGCACUUUUCAUCAUCUGCUUGAGGAAUGUGGGAAGAGAGUUGUUUUGUUUGAUAACAAGACCAAAGACAAGGAAAAGAUGAGGAUGCAGAUGAAUAAAUUGAUGAAACUGAUCAAGGAAAAUAAAAGUAUUUAUUCCGAGGGCGAUUUCGAAAAGGCUGAGCCGCAGCAAAAUCGCAGACUGGAAUGUGUCAACGCAAUGAACAUGAUUUCCGAAGAGCUCCAAGUAGUUCUGAGAGAUAAUCCACCUCGUCUGGAAGCGCUGGAGAACCUCAGGAGCAACAUUUUUGUGUGGAUAAACCGCGUGAUGGAUUACGCCGCCAAAGAUCCAACGCUGAUGGAUGUGCUAAGGGAGAUCACUGAGUUCUCCAACAGCAUCACGAGGGUUAUUAAAGAAAUUCGUCCUGAGAAAAAUGAGCCGCCCAUGGACGAAUAUUUUUAGCAUCCAGUUCUUGUGAGGAGCGCCGAUAUUUGUUUUCAGUCAACCUAUCUUUAGAUUGUCUCCCUUACUAUUCUCCACUGGUAUCUUAGUCUUCCUCACUUUUUUUCCACUGGUAACUUAGAAAGUCUACAUUACAUCGCCAGCUGGUAACUUACAGGAUCUUCCUUACUGCGAACACCAGUAAAUUAGAUAUUCUCCCCUACCCGCCUACAUCACUAAGUUUGAUAGUCUCUCUUCCUCUGCCAACUGGUAACUUAGAUAGUCUCUCUUCCUCUGCCAACUGGUAACUUAGAUAGUCUCUCUUCCUCUGCCAACUGGUAACUUAGAUAGUCUCUCUUCCUCUGCCAACUGAUAACUUAGAUAGUCUCUCUUCCUCUGCCAACUGGUAACUUAGAUAGUCUCUCUUCCUCUGCCAACUGGUAACUUAGUCUCUCUUCCUCUGCCAACUGGUAACUUAGAUAGUCUCUCUUCCUCUGCCACCUGGUAACUUAGAUAGUCUAUCUUCCUCUGCCAGCUGGUAACUUAGUCUCUCUUCCUCUGCCAACUGGUAACUUAGAUAGUCUUUCUUCCUCUGCCAACUGGUAACUUAGAUAGUCUCUCUUCCUCUGCCAACUGGUAACUUAGAUAGUCUCUCUUCCUCUGCCAACUGGUAACUUAGAUAGUCUGCUUUACUACGUUUACUGGUAACUUAGAUAGUCUCUCUUCCUCUGCCAACUGGUAACUUAGAUAGUCUGCUUUACUACGUUUACUGAUAUCUUGGAUAGCUUCCCUUACUACGUUCACUGGUAAGAUUCACCCUGACUCCGCCCAUGACUAACUUAGCCUCCCUGACUCCGCCCAUUGAUAACUUAUCGUUCUUGUGUCAUCUUCAGCCAUGUGUAUUUUGUUAUAAGCAAGAAAAAAAUCAAGCAAUAUAUUAUUUUCCCCUACUUAAAGACCUACAGAUUGUGGAUUUAGAGCUAAUUUUAAGUCAUGAUAGAUCAGUGAUUGUAUAAGGAUUCAUCUGACACUUGGCGGUAGAACUAAAAUACUUAGAGCAGCUCACACAACCACAUGCUAGAACUAUUUCUGGUGUUCAAAUACAAAAAUAUUAAGUUCUAUCAGUGUAUGUUAUUUAUUUAUAUAAAAUGUCGAACAGUAGUGUAAGUAGUUUAAAUAACAUUUACAUAUUUUAAAAAUCUGAUUUUAUGAUAGUGUAUUUAGGCCAACUAUAUAGACGAGAAUGUAGAUUAUAUGGCUAAUUAACUCUUGUUUUGGUAGAUCAACUCUUUUACAUGUCUGCUUUUUUAGACAUAGAUUCAUUUACUUUAUUUGCAAUUUUAUUUAACUUCUAGGUUAAUAGUUUGAUGCAUCAUCAACGUUGAAAAUCUUAUUUCACUAACCAGAAAUCGAUAUUAUAAAUUUCGUUUUAAAUUGGUCACCACCGUUAUUCAAAAACCAACAUAUGUUCUGUUCAGUUAUUAGUAACAUGUAUUUUAUAAGAUUCAAUAUUGGGGAAGUAUGUUUCAACACUUUUAAAAAUUAGGCGUGUAUUUAGUAAGUCGCAAAAUUAUUUGUUUGCUAUAUAUAACUACCAUGAAAUAAAAAAGAAAUGUAUCCUUACAUUAUUUGACACUUCCUUAGACCAUAGCCUAUCAUUAUGCUUCAGUAUAUAGGCCAAACAUUAACAUUUGUAUCUAAGUAAACAUAUGUUUCAUAUAUAUAUAUAUAUAUAUAUAUAUAUAUAUAUAUAUAUAUAUAUAUAUAUGUGUGUGUGUGUGUGUGUGAGUGUGUGUAUCCGUGUAUUAUGUGUGCUUGUAUUUGUUCCUCGUAUAUGAUUUUUAAUUAUCCGACCUUACUUUAAUAUUGUUCCUACGCUGGUGAUUGCUUCUUUGUAUAUAUCAAAUUUAUUUUUAAUUUUUAAAAAGUUAAUCUAUUUUAAUUAAAUGCUAAUCAUUCUCUUUGAGCUUCAAUUGUCAUGAUUGGCUAAUUCGAAUUUCGAUACGGACAGUUGUAAUUUCCUUUAAUUUUCAGUUUGAAAUAUUUUGAUUAUUAGCACCAAAAUCUGUUGAAAGCUGCGUAUCUAUUUGAUAAAUUUAGCAGAACUUGUGCUAUAAAUGUCUAUUUAGAUGGCUUUUUAAAUAUAAUUUUCUAAUUGUUUAUUUUAUUCAUUGAGAGUAAUAAAAAAUAUGUUUGAUUUGAAACAUAGAGUUA